AUGAUCAAUGGAUGCCCUCGAUACUCCAUUGAUAUCGGUAAAGACAUAGACGACCAGAUAUUGGAUAUCAUUCAAUUACGCCAACUAUUAGCAUUAGUUACCACUAAAGGAGUCUACAUAUAUAAUCUGUACAAUUUACUCCCGCUUGCUAGUCAUGUUAGAUCCCCACUAUCAAUUGAGGAAAAUGGGCUCAAUAUAGUGGUAAAGACAAAAUUUAUUACUGAACUUUCGCUGAAACGGCAGUCAGUAUACAAUUUAUUCAUCCAAACAAAUCAAAACUUUCUACUCAUAUAUCAAAUCAAGAUUGACUACUCACAAUCAGUCUAUGAAGUUCUUACUAGGGACAAUGGAUUAAUGCAACUGGGCCUCCCAUUGAGUGUUGCUGCCCAAAAAAGUUCACUUUUUAAUAUGAUCCGUUCAGCUACAAAGGCAAUUAUCAAUGGCACUGAAGAAGUAUCACCAAAUUUGGAGAAUAUUGAAAGUUUUCAAAACGACACCAAUGAUGAUGACCUAGGAGGCUAUGAAGUAAACCCCGUCCAAUUGUCUAUAUUCAAACUACUAAAAAUAGGAUCCGGAAAACAAGAGUUUUGGCUCAAACCAAACUCUCACGAGCUUUAUGUAUUUACAUACGCAAGCACAGAAAUUAGCCAAGAAAAUCAGGACUCGCUUCAAGUUGUUGACCUCACAACUUUUGAAAGCAAGCUAAUCGAACUAGGAAAACUUCUGUGGUAUAAGGGAAAUGCUGAGAAUAUGUUUUAUAACAAAUUUCUUGAUUAUUUCGUGGUGCAACUUCGAGGUCAAAGUCAAGGUACAGAAGCAGCAGCAGCAGCAGUAGAUGAUGAUGAUGAUGAUGAUGAUGAUGAUGAUGAAUACAAGGUGGUACAAUUCAGAGUCAGUGACCUCGAAACAUACAACAUCUUGGGAAAACAAAGACUAGACUCUAUGGUAUUCAACCCAAGAAUAGAUUUCUUUUAUGCAUUGUCUAAAGAAACCGAUCUUAAUUUGUACAAAAUUGACAAAGGCGGUGUCAGCGGUAGAGUUCACAGGAACAACAACCACAACAACAACCACAACAACAACAACAACAACAACAACAACAACCACAACAAUCACAACUUCAGUAGUAAGAUGAUUCUUAUCAGAAGCUUUCACAUCGACACAAAACACUUACAAUGGUCGAAAUGUGGCAAUUACAUUGUGGUACUUGAUAAACAAGGAUACUGGAAGGUGAUUAGUAAAUUUGGCAAUACACUUUUUGAUACUAAUGAAAUCAUAAGUGAACUAGACGAUAACAAGGAUGAAAGCAGAGAUUUUUCGUGUGCAAAAAGAGUAUUGUAUGCAGAUGAUGGGAAUGGUAUUUAUGUGCUAAGCAUAAGGGAGGAGAGCCAAAAGAAACUAUAUUACAUUCCUUUGCUUAACAUUACGAAACCCAAUGAUAUAAUUUACGACCAGUCGUACAUUACACUUGUUGAUGAAUACCGCAACCUGAUAAAAUUUCCAAUUUUGUCUAAAUUCAAAAAAUUGAUCCAACAGCGCUCACUGGCAGUUCCAAUAUUGUCAUAUGCAAAUACUGAGCAACUAUCACUUUCCAAGAGUGAAAAUAAUAACCAGCUUGCCAUGUCAUACGGUGAGCAUUUAGCCGUAUCCACUCCUUUUAAAACUUCCGAGUACAUCAACCAUAUACUCUGGUUCAACUUUAAGAACUUGCACGUCGAGCCAAUGAAUAUUAUCCAUCAAGUGUGGUUUAAGGACUAUUUAAUUGUUGUUAAUCGAAGGGAAAGGCACUUUUUAGAUGAAAAUGAUAUCAAAGAAGAAGACAAUCACUUUAUUGAUGAGCUCAUUGUAUUUGAUACCUCGCGCACAAAAUAUGGAAUGAGUGGAGAAGAUGUCACCAUUAAUAGCGAGAAUGUAUUGUGGAAAUACGAUUUCAAAACUACGUUUAUUGAUUUUCAAAUGGUCAAAGAUGACGCCGAAUCACAUUUGGUGAUCCUUACUUAUGAUUACAAAAUUGUAGUUUUGGAUUUAUUCAAUGACAAGAUGGUGGAAGUAGACUCGCAAAGCAAGUACUACAAGAUUUUCAUUUCAAUCAAUAGAACAAUCCAUUUGCAAUCUCUCCAAGACAAGAUCAACUUGAAAGAUGUGAUACAAAGUAGCAUGAUCCAUAAGAGACAUUUCUUGUUUUUGCUCAAUUCAGGUGAGCUUUAUUUAUUAAAGAACCUGGGUCGACAGUCAUCUUUUGUUGGUAAGCCCAUUGAUGCUAUAAAGCCAAGCAACAUGUAUGAUUUGAUUCGAUUUAAUACAAUGAUUGAGUUUUUCAAAUUUAAACAAAUUCAGUUUCUGGAGUUGAUCCAAUACAUUUACAUGUUUGACGGUCAGCAAACGCUUAUUUAUGAUGUCGACGAAUUGGUCGAUAAAGCUCAUAGUAAUAUUCAUAAGCAAAACGGGAAGGAGGGAAAAGAGGAAGAAGAAGAAGAAGAAGAAGAAGAAGAAGAAGAAGAAGAAGAACAAGAGGAAGAGGGGGAAUUAGAGGAUCUGGAUUUUUCUUUACUCCCAGUUGUUAUUGAAAGUGAAGGGUUGCAACCAAUCGACAUUGAAGCAUCGUCGGAACGAUCAAUUAAUCUUAUUGGUUUGGAGAAGUUUGUCUUGAAUGGACAUUCUCCCCACAGCUUAGUUUUGAAACAGAAAGUAGCGCAUAAGCUUAUACUUAAUAAUUUUAUUGAAUUUGACUUGGUGCAUCGUGGAGAUUUGCAAAGCACCUACGACAAGUACAAAUCGUUCAAGAAUUUCCAAUUUUGCCUUGAGCUCCUACUUUUUAAACACUUGACGGAUGACCUGCUCAGUUUGCCUUUGAAGCGUUUAUGUCAACUUAUUGAGUUUUCAGACAAUGCUGAGUCCAUAUAUAUAAAUUGCUUGAGGAAGAUCGAAAUAGGAUACUGGGGUAAGUUUUUUGAUGUGAUCAAUGCAUCGCCCGAGAAGUUCAUGAAUCGACUCAUCAAACUUGAUGAUGUUGAAUUGUGUUACAAUUACUUAAUUGUCUACUUGAAUUACAAAAAGGAAGGUGAAGUUUAUAGCGAAGCAUAUGGUGAAGCAUCGGGUGAUAAUGAAGACAAUGACGAAAAAAUCGAAGCAGAUGAAAAGCUGCAAGCAGAUAGAACCGAGAGGAGUGGAGCUGAGGGUCUAGCAAGUGAUCAGUUGAACAGAUACGAUAAGAAAAUAAUUUUAGAAAUAGUCAAGAUGUUGGAGAAAGCUGGGAAAUGGGAUUGGUGUUUUGACUUGUGUAGGUUUUUGAAGAUCCUAGAGCCAUCUGGACAGUUUUUGAAACAAGUCAAGUCACAUCUUAAUGGAUAUUAG
Messenger RNA from Lodderomyces elongisporus, 3351 nucleotides. It is a transcript of the gene RIC1, whose product is annotated as Ric1p. Gene Ontology annotation, cellular component: Golgi membrane; Ric1-Rgp1 guanyl-nucleotide exchange factor complex; cytosol. Bases 1 to 3351 code for a protein of 1116 amino acids. NCBI's taxonomy places the organism in Eukaryota, Fungi, Ascomycota, Pichiomycetes, Serinales, Debaryomycetaceae. The transcript has a single exon. The record is from RefSeq and is a predicted model, not a curated record. Gene Ontology annotation, biological process: retrograde transport, endosome to Golgi; intracellular protein transport.